GAUGAUUCCAUUCUUUACGCAGGGGACAAAGGAUAUAAACUCGAGCGGAAACAAAAUUUAAUUUGAAAACAACUAAAUUCCCUCUCGUAUACGACGUCAGCAUACAUCAUUCAAAAGUAGUAUGCGCUUGGAGAGUCUUGUUAUCAAUUCUGGAAAAAUAGCUGAACGACAGUUAAAAUGGAAUUGCUCCCCCUGUUUCUUGACAGAAAUGUGUGAACUCGUGUUUUUUUUCAAAACCAUUCAUUCAUUCGAUUCAUUGUGGUGAGUCGCUACUUCAGAGUGAAAACUCCAUAUCUCAAAAUACUUAAAAUGCUCUUAUCAGCCAAGACCCCAAGAGCCCUGGCGGCCAUAUUUGAGAGUCCCAGUGAUGAUGAGGACUUCCUGGGUUUUGCCACGUCAGCAUCUAGUGAUAGCGAAUCAGAUGACUGCAGGGAUAGCCUUGCCUUGGUGCAUUCUGGGAAGCCGGCUGUGGUUUUCAACUCAAAGUUUGUGACCUCUGAGUUGGUUAGUCUGUUCAGCCAUUCAGACAGUGAGCGAGAGGAGUUUGAGGGCUUCAGUGAGGAAGAAGAGCAGGAGAAGAGAGCUUCCAGAAGCAAGACGAAGACUAUGUGCCUGACAUCAGCAGAGGGCAGUGAUGGGGACACUGGGUUUUACUCUGAGGGGGAGGAGCCAGCCACAUACAAGAGGAGGAGUCUCUGUGUCGCUUUCAGGUUUCCCACCAAAAGACUAUCCGCCCAGAAAGGGCAGACGCCAAACAAACCUCAGCCAACUGCCGCCCCUCCCCCAGAGAGGAGAACCAAUGACAGGCUGCAUCUGAAAAGGGGUGUGUCUCAGGUGUCCAGGGGGAGAGUCACACAAGGCCAGAAAGAGCCUCUGAAAAAAGAGGAGGAAGAAGGGAAAAUGGAAGUCGAGUCUCCGGUUCUAAAUAAACGGGCAAAGAACAUUCAGGAGAACAAAGCCAUGUUGGCCAAGCUAUUCGCUGACCUCACCAACAUGGCUGAACUCACGCCUUCUCCCACAAAGAAGAGGCGUGUGAGUGAGAAGCCGACGCCUCGGCGAAGGGGUGUGUGCGGGGCAGCAGAGGGAGGUGGGAGGAGGAACCCAUCCCGUGCGGCCAGACCACCCGAGAAGUUUGGGGUGGAGGAGAAAAGUCCCUCCACCUCGCGACAAAAUAGAUCUUUGAGGACUGUCGACAUCAAGAAACUACUGGAGGUGGAUGGUGAGCUGACUAGAGGUGCGAAGAAGAGGGCAAGCAGCGGCAAGAGGAGGAAGAUUACACAUGUAAGAUCAGUUGAUGACAUUACAGAGGAAGAACUGGACAACGUGGCAGAACGCGCCAAAGACAAGAUUCUGGACAAGGACUAUGGCAGCACGUGUCACCAGUGUCGACAGAAGACUCUGGACACCAAGACGGUGUGUCGUAGUGGAGUGUGUUCAGGGGGCAAAGGUCAAUUCUGUGGGCCCUGUCUGAGGAACCGCUAUGGGGAGGACGUACGCACAGCACUGCUUGACCCGGACUGGGGGUGUCCCAUUUGUAGAGGUGUCUGUAACUGCAGUCUGUGUCGACGGAGAGAAGGACGCUGUGCAACAGGAAUACUUGUCCAUUUGGCUCAACACAAGGGCCACAGCAACGUCCAGGAUUAUCUGGAGAGCAUCCAGAAAGAUCUUUGAUCCUAGAAAUAGACCAGACAAGCAGACGUCUCCCCCUACUGGUCAAGAAAGAGAAUUACACCCUUUAGACAUGGGGCGGAGGGACCCAACUGUGUGCCCACGUUCCAAUAAUCUCCACUUUCUCUCUGAAGGGCACACUUCACUAUGUGCACAGGUCCACUUGGUGGAGCCAGGGACUGAAAAGAGUUUCCACCAUAUUUCCACGACCUGUUAUUUCUCUUUUCUAAUCAAUGAAUGAAAGUGAUUUAUGUGCAUUUGGGAAGGGAUGAGGGGUGUAGCUUGGGUGUAGUCACUUUGACACAUGGCACCAUCCUGCUACACUACAACCAGAGAUCUGAUUAGAACCCAAGGUUUUAGUAGGAUCACUGAAUGGUGCAGAACGGUUUUCCCAAAACUUUGACCACAGGUUCCCCUGCCACAUUCAAUUAUGUUCAACAGUUAUAAAAAAAAGAAAGAAGUUUAAAACAGGAGUACCAGAAUCCAAUGACAGCAUUUAAUUAAAUUUUUUCAUAUUUCUGAACACAACCUGGGGCGGGGGGACAAUGUGUGGCUUCCUGUUGCUAAAGGUUUAGAAACAUUGGUCUAGAUAAAGCACUGCUGUUCUUUACUACUUGGUUUUUUUUUUUACCACUGAACUUGACUGAGUACACAUUCUGGGAGCAAUUAAGUUUCACUGUCUUAUUCAGGGAUAAGUGACAGAUUCUAUACAUUGCAAGCUCAGGGUUUUGAUCUAGCAAUUUAUUGUGUUCUGGACAUGCUCUAACUGCUAGACAAUCUGCCUCCCCAAAAUGGCAAUUAGAAAAACGGACAUCGGAUUUAACUAGCACUUAAUGCAUAUCACAUGCAUAAUUAGCAUUUUAUUUUCUAUUCUUUUUAAAUGAUGAUAGUUGAGGCAAAUAGACACAUUUUAAAUAGUUCUUAAAGGUUUGUGUUUUAUGCAAGUCAGUCAGUCAGACCAGUGAUUAAGCUGUGGGAAAAAAACAAAUGCUUUUAAACUGCAUAUAUUCUUUAUUUGGGGAAUAAUGUUUAUACACCUUGAUAUGCUAAAUUAGCAAUGUUAGCAUUUCCUUUACGCUAGAAGUCUUCACCUAAUGUAACAACUACGUUUCUACUAGCAUGCAUUGAAUGAGUAGGAUGCAGCCUCUGUCUUGUCACCAAACAGACCACAGCUAAUACCAAGUGUUUGGUUCAGAACAUUUUAUUUUUUUGUUCUAUGUUAUGUUAAAGUGGGUUCUGUACACAAGUCCAAUCUGAAUAAAGAGCUGAAGUGAUGGCGA
Molecule: messenger RNA, 2948 nt
Organism: Esox lucius (northern pike)
Lineage: Eukaryota; Metazoa; Chordata; Actinopteri; Esociformes; Esocidae
Gene: cdca7b
Product: cell division cycle associated 7b
Exons: 11
Coding region: 310-1671 (453 amino acids)
Biological process (GO): regulation of DNA-templated transcription
Cellular component (GO): nucleus
Source: RefSeq, a predicted model, not a curated record